Caenorhabditis sp. 36 PRJEB53466 is the source of this 2219-nucleotide messenger RNA. The record is from the annotation of a GenBank genome assembly. Lineage: Eukaryota; Metazoa; Nematoda; Chromadorea; Rhabditida; Rhabditidae.
AUGGACAAUUGGACCGCUUAUCAUCAGGCGCAGCCCGCAGAAAAUGGUGAGUGAAAUUCAGAACAUAAAUCGAAUUUAAAGCUCGAAAAUUAUAAAAUGAGACAUCUUGAGUAGGCAAUUGACAGAAAAACAACAAAAAAACAACUGGAAUUCAUGUAGCUUGAGUCGGUUCUAGUCUCAAAACUAUUGGGAUCACUAGAAUCACAGUUUUUUAUGUUUAAACUCUGAAAACAGCAAAAUCAUCGUUUUCAAACUUUUUUGGCCAAAAAACAUGUAGAAACCGAUGCGUUGGAGCGCACUUUGUUGACGCGAUAAGAACAGUUGAUAACAAAAAAAUUAAGCAAAUCAAUUUUUCAGUUGAUUGGGCCCAACUUGCACAACAAUGGAUGGCGAUGCGAGACACCGAGGAUCGCGGUGGCGGAGGUUACGCACAGAAUGGCCACCAUCAUCAGCAUCACCAUCAGCAGCAGGAUUUUCAUCAGAAUAUGAAUUGGAACGGACCGCCCGGACCUCCACGUCAUUCAGAAUGGGCUGGCGACUGGACGAGCCGCGACGAUCAGUGGAGAGGCCCACCGCCCCCGCAAGCCUAUCAUCAGGGCUAUCAGAACCAUCCCCAUCCGAAUCAAUUUGGCCCUCCGCCGCCUGGACCUGGAAACUUCCGGCCUCCUCCUCCUCCUCAAUUCCAUGGACCUCCUCAUGGCGGUGACACGUGGCGAAGCCAUGGUCCACCACCACCCGGACCGUCUGGACCUCCUCCAAAGAGCUUGUUUCCGUCGGCGGCUCCUUCUGGACCAUCUGUUCCUUCUGGGCCUCCGCGCCCGUUGUUUGCAGCUCACGCUCGCAAAGAACCAGGAUCGUCAAGUCUUUUCAACGCACCGGGACCUCCUUCCGGGCCGCCUGGCCGAUCGGAACAUCACAGAGCACAACUGCACUUUUUCCAAGAGACCCCGCGAGCUCCCCACGCUCCGAUGCACCACGAUUCGCAGCCACCUCCGCCCCCGCAAGCAGUUCCGCCGCCACCUCCUCCUGCCAACUUCGACCUAGAUAAAGAGGCUAGGAAGAGGCUGCCUGCGUGGAUUCUGGAAGGACUGGAGAAAGCGGAACGCGAGAAGCAAAAACAGUUGGAAAAAGAGGAAAAGUUAAGAAGAGCGGAAGAGGAGAAGGCGAGACGGAGGGCGGAAGCCGGAAAAAGCAAGUUCGACUCGUCGUCGGAUGAGGAGAACGAAGUGGAGGAAGAAAGAGGAAGAGCGAGGAAAGUGGAGGAGGAUGGAACCGAUGGAAACGAGGAGGACGAUGAGGACGAUACGGAGGAAAAACGAGAGCUUUUUGUAAGGAUUCCCAGCCACAAUUCUACGAGAAAAUGCGCGAUCUUUAUCGAUUUUUCACUCAAAUUUACCCAAAAACUAGCGGCAAAUUGGAUGAGCGAUCUGAUUUUAUCAAAAAGUACCUUUUUCCAGAUGCGCUGUGUGAAAACGCUAAUGAUGAACGUGCUUCUGGACGCGUCGAACGAUGCGAUCAUGCGAAUUGUGCAGGAGGAGCUCCGUGAGCAUCAGAAGCGUCGGAAGACAUCUUCCGUUCCAGCAGCGCCCAAGAUUCUGAGUCAAAGUUCGGCACUUGCAGCUCUCGCGGCGUUUGGUCUGUGCCGCUGCCUACUUCUGGAAUUUUUUCUUAUUUUUCAGGUGAUGGCGAUGAAAGUGACGAAGACAAUGAAGAUGUAGGGACAGCGGAACGAAGCGACGAGCCGAGCCGAGCGCCGACUUCUUCAGAGCAGGAAUUCAAGGCUCCCGUGGGUAUACCUACUCGAAAGUUUAGUGUUAAGACUGAUCACCCAAAAGCCAGCCACCAAAGCCAGGUUCUUGAUGGUUCGCGCGCAGAAGGUAAGGUAAACCCUGCUUCUCUCAUCUCAAUCUCUUUUCGUUCUCUGUUCUUUUUGAAGUUGUUGCAUGGGCCAUUCUAGUGGAGACUUUUGUAAUAAUUUUCGAAAAAAAAUCGUUCGUUUUUCAGAUGUUAAUCGAAAAGAGGAGAAGAGCAAGAGAGAGGUAGAGGAGGAUAGCAAGAGAUCGCACAAGAAGAGCAAGAAGCGAAGCCGAUCGAGAAGCCGUGAGCGGGAUUCAAGGCGCCGACGCUCGAGAAGUCGAUCGUCGGAGCGUCGCCGUAAACGUUCGCGGAGCAGAAGCUCGGAACGACGGAGAAGAGAGCAUCAUCAGCAUCGGCGUUGA